AUGGACAGUAGCAAGCAGACUACUGAGAACAGCAGGACUGUGAAGACAAAACUUAUGGAAGAAGGGAGAAAUACUCAUGGUGGGUUGUCAGGAGUAGUUGCUCUUUUGGAUCACGGAGACGCGAUUCCAAUCACCAAAGACAUUAUGGAGUUGGCCGCUGCGAAUGAGGGAAAGGGAGACCGGCUGAUGGCUCUCUUCUUCGAGAAACGAGGAGACACGAUCCCAGUCACUGAGGAUGUUGUGAAAGCUGCUGUCCAGAAUAUGGUAAAGGGAGACAACCUAAUGGCUCUCUUCUUCGAGAAACGAGGAGACACGAUCCCAAUCACUGAAGAGAUUGUGAAAGUAGCUGUCCGGAACACAGCGAUCGGAGAUAAACUGAUGGUUCUUUUCUUUGAGAAACAAGGAGAUUCAAUCCCAAUCACUGAGGAUGUUAUGAAAGCGGCUGUCCAGAAUAUUGGAAUAGGAGACCAGCUGAUAGCUUUCUUCUUUGAGAAACAAGGAGAUGCGAUCCCAAUCACUGAGGAUAUUGUAAAAGCAGCUGUCCGGAAUACAGUGAACGGAGACAAAAUGAUGGCUCUUUUCUUCGAGAAACGAGGCGAUGCGAUCCCAAUCACUGAGGAUAUUGUGAAAGCAGCUAUCCGGAAUACAGCGAUCGGAGACAAAAUGAUGGCUCUCUUCUUUGAGAAACGAGGAGAUGCGAUCCUAAUCACUGAAGAUAUUGUGGAAGCGGCUAUCCGGAACACAGCGAUCGGAGACAAAAUAAUAGCUCUCUUCUUUGAGAAACGAGGAGAUGCGAUCCCAAUCACUGAGGAUAUUGUGGAAGCGGCUGUCCAGAACACAGUGAAUGGAGACAAAAUGAUGGCUCUUUUCUUCGAGAAACGAGGCGAUGCGAUCCCAAUCACUGAGGAUAUUGUGAAAGCAGCUGUCCGGAAUUCGGGAAAUGGAGACAAACUGAUGACUCUUUUCUUCGAGAAACGAGGAGAUGCGAUCCCAAUCACUGAGAGUGUUGUGAAAGCGGCCGUCCAGAAUACAGCAAAGGGAGAUAAACUGAUGGCUCUCUUUCUCAAGAAACUUAGACAUCAAUUUCCGCUCACAGAGGAUGUAAUGAAGGUAAUAGUCGGGGAUAUACAUAGUGCGGAUCGACUGGUAACUCUCCUUUUCAAAAAUUAUGAUGAUAAAAUUGCUCUUACCCAAGAUAUUGUGGAGGUUGCUGUUUUGAACGAGCAUAAAGGUGACAAGGUUAUGUCUUUUCUCCUUGACCAUCAAGGGGAGGAUAUUUUAAUUACCGAAGAUAUCCUUUUGUUAGUCGCACGAAAUGUAUACCGGGCUGAGAUUUUGAUGUCCGUCCUCAUUGACAGAAGAGGAGAUCAGAUCAGAAUUACAGAACGCGUCAUGGUGGCAGUCGCCCAGAAUGAACAGACUGGUGUUCAAAUUGCUGUGUCUCUUCUUGAAAAGCAAGGAGAUAAUGUUCCUAUCACCCCACUGGUUAUGGAAACGGCUAUAAGAAACAGUAGAUGUGGAGACCAGCUGAUGGCUCUCUUCUUCGAGAAACAAGGAGACACGAUCUCAAUCACUGAGGAUGUUGUGAAAGCUGCUACUCAGGAUUGGAGGAAGGGCGAUCAGCUAAUGGCCCUCUUCUUCUAG
Penicillium manginii is the source of this 1644-nucleotide messenger RNA. RefSeq lists its product as uncharacterized. The transcript has a single exon. The record is from RefSeq and is a predicted model, not a curated record. NCBI's taxonomy places the organism in Eukaryota, Fungi, Ascomycota, Eurotiomycetes, Eurotiales, Aspergillaceae. Bases 1 to 1644 code for a protein of 547 amino acids.